Pangasianodon hypophthalmus (striped catfish) is the source of this 12866-nucleotide messenger RNA. It is a transcript of the gene naif1, whose product is annotated as nuclear apoptosis inducing factor 1. Gene Ontology annotation, cellular component: nucleus. The transcript has 3 exons. The coding region runs from base 159 to 1136 and encodes 325 amino acids. NCBI's taxonomy places the organism in Eukaryota, Metazoa, Chordata, Actinopteri, Siluriformes, Pangasiidae. The record is from RefSeq and is a predicted model, not a curated record.
GGCGGAGUUUUACCCAUUACGGCCGUAAACGUCGUCGUUAAAGAAGAAGUCGAUUCAGGAAGCCAUUACGUUGCGCAAUUUAGUCAAGAAAAACUUACUAUUUUUACGUAUUCUACGCACUUUUAAAAAUACUUUCCUUAAGUCCCAUUCAAAAUAUUAUGGCAUCGCAGGCAAAGAAGAGAAAAAUGAAUUUCUCUGAAAGGGAGGUGGAAAUCAUCGUGGAGGAGAUGGAAAAGCAAAAGCACAUUUUGGUGAACCACUUCAACGCUGGCGUCACUCACAUCGCCAAAAAUAACGCCUGGAUGGAGAUUCUGAAGCGCGUGAACGCUGUGACCAACUGCCAGCGCGAGCUCGCCGAGGUGAAGAAAAAAUGGUCCGAUUUGAAAACCGAGGUUCGUCGCAAAGUGGCGCAGGCUCGCGCAGCGAUAGAGGACACAGGGGACUGCACCACGGUACCGGUUAUUCUUACUGCCAUGCAGCAGCGCAUCUGUAACCUGCUGGGGGAGGCCACCAUCAUCAGCCUGCCUGCUGGAGAAUCGGGAGAGCCGAGUGCGGAGAUUGCGGUGCCGGUACCCAUUAGCACAGCCAAUACUACCGUUACACUAACGCAGACAGGUAUUCAGCCGACACCUGGUACUGCCUGCGAAAUGAAAACGCUAGAAGCUGAGACCACAUACCACACUCUGGAGGAGGGCAUGGUAGAGUACUGCACAACAGAAACACCCGUCACUGUUACGACUGAAGCCCCUGUGGAGGUUUUAGCAGCGCAGGCUGAGUGCUCAGUAAAGCCACAGGAGCUGAAGAGCCGUAUUGCGCUGAACUCUGCCAAGCUGUUGCAGGAGCAGCGUGUCACCAACCUGCAUGUGCGUGAAAUCGCCCAGCACUUGGAGAACCAGAACGACCUGCUGCAGAUGAUCCGCCGCUCACAGGAGGCACAGGCCUGUGCCCAGGAGAGACAAGCACAAGCCCUCGAAGGUACACAGGCUACCCUUCUUGCUCUCAUCCAGAUGUUCAAGCCAGCUCUGAAGGACUUGAGAAAGUUCCUGCAAAAUGCUAACACCGCUAAUGUAACAGGAGGCGUUGAGGCUGGCGAGGGGGUGGUGAACAUGCCACAGCAGGUGGAAGAUGGACAGUAGACUGGCAUGUGUUGUAUUCUCAGGAGAAUGAGUUUUGUGUGUGUGUAUGUGUGUGUGUGUGUGUGUGUGUGUGUGUGUGUGUGUGUGUUGAAAUAUCCUUGAUAUUGUCCUAUAUUCUACUUUCCAUGAGAGUAUUCUGUAUAUCAGUGGUUCUCAAAGGGGGGUCCUGGAACCAUUGCCAGGCGGCCCAUGGUUUUUUUUGGUUUUUUUUUUUUUUUGUUACAGUGGUAGAAAUACAAUCCACAUUUAUUAUUGAGCUUCUAUAGUUGUUAGCCUUUUGACUGGUCACAUGAAUUAAAUGGGUUUAAUUCAAACCUUAAUAACUAAAUGUUGAUGAAAUAAAUAUGUACUGAGGUGGUCCAUGAAAUGUAUUUUACAGUUUAAGAGGUCCCUGGCUCCAAAAAGCUUGAGAACCACUGCUGUAUAUUACAUGAAUGGAGACUUUAUGAAUGAUGACAAUAUACUUUCUUUAUACCAUUUUCUUCUUUUUCCAACUACAUUUUAAUUUAAAACCUCUCAUCAUUUCUGAAUUAAUUUUGCAUGUAAGAAUGAGCUUCCACUAAAUCAGCAGGGCCUCUGACAUUACAGGUCAAUAAACAAGACAAAUAUAAAGCUAUUGUCAACUCAUUUUCAUAAUUAAGGUCUUACUGAUUUCACCUGGCUGAUUUGAGUUGGACAGGACUAUAUUUGGUACAAGUGAUGUCAAAACAACCUGAGUACAAAGCAGAAUUAGCCAUCUGCUUACAUCAGUUCCCUUUUACUCCAACCACAGAAAAUGGACUGACUUCUGUUUGUACACUCAGGCUCUUUUUGCCUGAGUAUGACCAAAGCUGCCUGUAGUUAGAAUUUUCACCAUUUUAUAUGCACUAUUUUACUGUAGUUCUAUGUAUAUAGUAAUGGUGAGAGGUUCAGCUGUUUUUUUAAAUGGUGAAAGCAAUGAAAAUUGGCAGAAUGCUGCACUACGAGUAUGAUAAUCAUGAGCUACCUAGUACUGUAAAAAGGUAGAUAAGCUGUAUUUUUAUCUAAUGAACAAGUUUUUAAUAAUACUCUUUUACUGUCACGAUGUGACAUUGAUAGGCCAAGACCACAGUUUCCAGCAAUGUUUUUGUGUUUGUAUAAUAAAAUCUUACAAAGUUAUAAACAGAAAAAUACGAUAAAUCUAAUCUGAUUUUUUAGUAAAACCCAUGGACACCUAAACACCACUCACCGCCAUGUAAUAGUGUACAGUGCCAUGCUUAAAUAUUCAGCCCCUUGAACCUCUAUACAUUUUGUAGUAUUACAACCUGGAACUGAAAUGGACUUAAUUGGGAUUGUUACCAAUUGAUUAACACAAUAUCCUGUGUUCAUUCCUGAGUUUGUAUUGGCCUUUUAUGUUCUCCCCAGGUUUGUAUGGGCUUCCUCCGUGUUUUUCGGUUUCCUCUCACUGUCCAAAACCAUGCGGGUAGGUGUGCUGGCUCUGCUAAAUUGCCCAUAUGUGUGAGUGUGUGUGCAUAUGUUGCUCUGCCUUGGGCCCGUUGUUCCUUAGAUUGGCUUCUGAGCCACCCCUAUCCUGACCAGGAUAAAGCACUUACUGAAGAUAAAUGAAUGAAAACUGAACAAUAAAGUAAACACAUUUUUUAACGAUAGUACUAGUUCUCUAUAGUUUGUUUGGAGCUGCUAGAGCAGAUAUAUUCAAAUUAUUCAAAUUAAGUAAAACAAAACUACAGUCUUAUAAUACAGCAAAACGUUGGGUGGUGGUACACACAGUGAACAGUAAGUAUGUAUAUGGACAUAGAAAAUAUUUCAUAUUUGUUACAUGUAUAGUCAUAAGAUCAAAACAUAUAUGACCAAUUUGGAUAUAUGGUGAUGUAUGUAUGCCCCCUAUAUGUCCUGUAACCCAUACAUAUAAAUACAAGGAAACUAUGCAUAGCUUAUAUAUGGUUAUAGUCAUUUUUGCAAUUACUUUUAAUCAGCUCGUCCCAUGGUAAUUUGUAGUGGAUGGAUGUAGUCCAUCAACCUCCAAUUACCAGUGUUACCUUCAAUUUCAUACAAGUGCUCCUAGCAGAGUAGACACAUGGUCGAAUUCAUCACAUUAAAUAUGGAUUAACUGUGAUAACCAAAUACUUUUUUGUCUGUAAUUUUGUGUGUAAUUUUGAACAGUAUAUGUAUUAAUUUUAUAUUUUUAAACACAUACACACCAGUCAGCCAUAACAUUAAAAACACAUGCCUAAUAUUGUGUAGGGCCCCCUUGUGCCACCAAAACAGCUCGUCUUGGACCAGACUUGUUUGUACAGAACAUCUCCCAGAUGCUCUGGGGAAUUUGGAGGCCAAGUCAACACCUUGAACUCUCUCUCAUGUUCCUCAAACCAUUCCUGAACAAUUUUUGCAUUGUUGCAGGGCAUAUCUUCCUGCUGAAAGAGACCACAGCCAUUAGGAAUUACCAUUGCCAUUAAGGCGUGUCUACAACAAUGUUUAGAUAGGUGGUACAUGUCAAAGUAACAUCCACAUGAAUGCCAGGUCCCAACUUUUUCAGCAUUUUGUGCUACAGUAGCUCUUCUGUGGGAUCGGACCAGACGGGCUAGCCUUCGCUCCCCACGUGCAUCAGUGAGCCUUGGGCGCCCAUGACCCUGUCGCCAGUUGUCCUUCCAUGGACCACUUUUGGUAGGUAUUAACCACUGCAUACCAGGAACACUCUGCCGUUUUGGAGAUGCUCUGACCCAGUCAUCUAGCCAUCACAAUUUGGCCCUUGUCAAAGUUGCUCAGAUCCUUACGCUUGCCUAUGUUUCCUGCUUCCAGAACAUCAACUUCAAAAACUGACUCACUAGCAGCCUAAUAUAUCGCACCCCUUAACAGGUGCCAUUGUAACAAGAAAAUCAAUGUUAUUGACUUCACCUGUCAGUGGUUGUAAUAUUUGAGGCUGAUUGGUCAGGUCCAUAAGUAUUUGGACAGUGACACAAUUUUCAGAAUAUUGCCUCUGUACACCACCACAGUGGAUUUGAAAUGAAGCAAUCAAGAUGUGAUUAAAUUGUAGACUUUCAGCUUCAGUCCAAGGGGUUUAACAGAAAUAUUGCAUUAACUGUUUAGGAAUUACAUAGUCCCUCCAUUUUGACAGGCUCAAAAGUAAUUGGUCAAACUAACAUAAUUAUAAAUAUAAAGAUUAUUUUUACUACUUGGAUGCAAAUCCUUGGCAGUCAAUGACUGCCUGAAGUCUAAAAUACCUGGACAUCACUAAAUGUGGAGUUUCCUUCCUUGAGAUGUUUUGCCAGCCCUUUACUGCAGCUGCCUUCAGUUGCUGCUUGUUUGUGGGUCUUUCUGCCUUCAGUUGUGUCUUCAGCAAGUGAAAAGCAUGCUCAGUUGGGUUGAGGUCAGGUGACUGACCCGGCCAUUUGAGAACAUUUCAUUUCUUUACCUUAAAAAGUUCUUGGCUUGCUUUCGCGGUAUGUUUUGGGUCAUUAUCCAUCUGUACUGUGAAGUGCCAUCCUGUCAGUUUUUCAGAAUUUGACUGAAUCUGAGCAGAAAGUAUAGCUCUAUACACUUCAUAAUUCGUCCUACUACUUCUGUCAACAGUCACAUUAUCAAUAAACACCAGUGAUCCAGUUCCAUUGACAGCCGUACAUGCUCAUGCCAUAAAACUGCCUCCACAAUGUUUGACAGAUGAUGUAGUAUGCUUUGGACCACAAGCCCUUCCUUUCCUUCUCCAUACUCUUCUUUUCCCAUUUUUCUAGUACAAGUUAAUCUUUGUUUCAUCUGUCCAAAGAAACUUGUUUUAGCAUUGGGCACAAUUUUUUAAAUGAUUUCUAGCAAUGUCUAAUCUUGAUUUUCAGCUCUUGAGUGUUACCAGUGGUUGCAUCUUGAGGGUAAACCCUCUGUAUAUACAUUCAUGAAGGCAUCUCUUGAUUGUAGACUUUGACAAUGAUACACCUAUGUCCUUGAAAAUGCUCUUGUCUUGGCAAGAUGCUGUGAAGGGGUUUUUAUUCACCAAGGAAAGAAUUCUGCGAUCAUCCACUUUAGUUGUCUUCCAGGCCUUUUGGUGUUGCUGAGCUCGCCAGUGCAUUCCUUCUUUUUAUGAAUGUACCAAAUUGUUGAUUUGGCCACUCCUAAAGUUCCUGCUAUAUCUCUGAUAGAUCUGUUUUGUUUCUUUAGCCUAAUGAUGGCCUCAUUCACUUGCAUUAACACCUCUUUGGGCAGCAUAUUGAGGGAUGCAUGAACAGCUACCAAAUGCAAAUUCAAUGCUUGGAAUCAACUCCAGACUUUUUAUCUCCUUAAUUUGUCGUGAAAUAACAAGGAAACAGGCCAUGAAACUGGUUAUCUGUCAGUUACUUUUAAGCCUGUGAAAAUGGAGGGACUAUGUAAUAAAAGGCUGUAAUUCCUAAAUGGUUAAUGCACUAUUUUUGUUAAGCCCCCUGCAUUUAAGGUGAAAGUCUAUACUUUAAUCACAUACAUACAUAUAUAUAUAUAAAAUCACACCCACACAAACAUAAAAAUACUUCCCUCCGAAAGUAUUGGGGACCAUUUAGCAAACGACAUGAAUCCCAUUUUAAUUCCUGUUCAUAUUUUUGCUAGAAAACAGCGAUUCCACAGGAGUGCCUAUAUGAAUUAGAGGCUAGUAGCAGGUAAUACAGCACGCUUAAACAGUGAUUUUUUUUCCUUCAGCACAUCUUCUUUAUUCUUUUAAAAAGACACGUAUUAUUGAUUAUUUGUAUUAUUAUUACGUUGAACUUCGUAUGUCCUUUAAGUGAAUAUUUUUACUGGACAUUGUGUCUACCAGGAUCUUAAUUUGCUGUUCAUGCAGAGUUUUUACUGGCUAAAUACCAAUAUUUACUGGCUUAUGGAAACUCUGAUAUAUACACUCACUGUCCACUUUAACAGGAUCACCUGCACAUUCACGUAGUUAUCCAAUCAGCCAAUUAUGUGGCAACAGCACAUGUUCACAUUAAACAUUAUAGAAUGGGGAGAAAAUGUGAUCUCUGUGACAACCUGUGGCAUGGUUGUUGGUGCCAGAUGGGCUGGUUUGAAUAUUUCAGAAACCGCUGAUCUCCUGGGAAUUUUACACACAACAGUCUCUAGAGUUUACACAGAAUGGUGCAAAAAACCAAAAAACAUCCUGUGUGCAGAGGGUUGGCAGGCUGAAACACCUUGUUGAUGAGAGAGAUCAAAUGACAGCUGACAGGAAGUCUAUAGUAACUUAAAUAAGCACUCUUUACAACUGUGGUGAGCAGAAAAGCAUCCCAGCAUGUACAAAACAUCAAACCUUAAGGUGGAUGGGCUACAACAGCAGAAGACUACAUCAGGUUCCACUCCUGUAAGAACAAGAAUCUGAGGCUGUCAUGGGCACAGACUCACCGAAACUGGACAGUUGAAGACUAGAAAAAGACCAGGUGAUUUUUUUUUUUCUAAUCUUCAACUGUAUAUCACAAUGUAAUUAACAUACGUAUAGCCAAUUUUGUUUCUACUAUUCACUGAAGAUAUUUGGGUUUGAGAUCAAAAGAUGAAUAUAAGACAAUAGAUCAGAAUUUCAGCUUUCAUUCCCCGAUGUUUACAUCAAGAUGUGUUAAAGAACUUAGAGCAUGGCACCAUUGGUGGCAGACCACCCAGUUUUCUAGGUGAGCAAAAGUAUCAGAACAGAUAGUCUUAACGUAAACCACACUUAAUAUGGGGUUGCGUAUUACUUGCUUGCAAUAACCGCAUCAAGCCGGCAACCAACUGACAUCACCAGACUGUUGCAUUCUUCUUUUGUGAUGCUUUCCCAGGCUUGUACCGCAUCAUCUUUCAAUUGUUUUUUGUUUUUGACUCCUGUAGUCUUCUCUUCUUGCAUGUUUAAUUGGGUUAAGGUCUGGUGAUUGACUUGACCAGUCUAAAACCUUCCACUUUUUCCCUUGAUGAAAUCCUUUGUAAUGUUGGCAGUAUGAUCUGUGUAAUUGUGUUGGUGCAUGAUGAAGUUCCUCCCCAGACUGGAUGCAUUUCUGUAAAUUGGCAGACAGAAUGUUUCUGUAGACUUGUGAAUUCAUUCUUCUGCUACCAUCAUGAGUUACAUCAUCAAUAAAGAUUAGUGAGCUUGUUCCAGAAGCAUUUUUGCAAGCCUAAACCAUGACACUGUGCUUUACCGAUGAGCUUGUAUGUUUUGGAUCAUGAGCAGAUCAUUUCUUUCCCCACAAUUUGGCCUUUCCAUUACUUUGAUAGAGGUUAAUCUUGGUUCCCGAAUGUUUGUGGCUCAUCUCUGUAUUUCACUGCAAAUUCAAAUCUGACCUUCCAGUUCUUGCUGCUCAUGAGUGGAUUGCAUCUUGUUGUAUGGCUUCUAUAAUCUGCUCUCACAGUCACACUACCUUCAUCCCUGCUCUGUGGAGGUUGUUGAUGUCACUGACUGUUGUUCUUGGUUUUUUCUUCACAGCUGUCACAAUGUUUGUCAUCAACUGCUGUUGUUUUCCUUGGCCAACCUAUGUAUGUCACAAUGCAAUUAACAUACAUACGUUUUUAUUUGUUUGUUUUUGUUUUAAAUUUAUUUUAUAAAGCAGGGUAAUUUGUAUAUAUUGUAUGUGUAUCCAUUGCAAAAUUACUACUCUUAGUUAUAGAAGAGAUAAAGUACAGAAACUGAUUUUGCAAAGAAUGUAAACAAAGAACUGGCUUCCCAGGUUGUCAUAGAUAGAAAUUUUUAGUGAAAUUUCUAUUGGGGGAAAAAAAAUUCAUAUCUUCUAAAUGUUGAAGACUUGUUCCAAAAUAAGUAGUGCCAUAUUAUGCACCUUCUCAAGAGUAUACUACACCUCUCACUUUGGCAAGUUUAACUUAUUUUAAUUAAUUUUUAGUUAGAAAAAAAUUCAGUAGCUUCUGAACAGUCAAGAUAAUUGUUCCAGAACAAUUUGUGAAAUAAUGCGCACAUGUUCUAGAAUAGACUACAUUCUUUACUUUGGUGUACUUAACUAUUACUAAAUUUUAAUGAAAUUUUCUUCUUUUAUACAGUUGAAUUAACUGAUACAAAACAAAAUAUGGACCUUCUCUCAAAUAUAUUAUACCCUUUACUUUGGCAAGUUUAACUGGUAAUGAAUUUCUAAUGAUUUUUUAUUUGCAAAAAAUUUUAAUAUCUUCAAAAAGUGUUGAAUAUGUCCAUCUAAAACAGCUUGUAUAAUAUUAUGCACCUUCUCUAGAAUGUACUAUACUUUUUAAUUUGGCAAGUGUAACAGUUACUGAAUUACUGAAAGUUACUGAAUUUUUAUUUGGAAAAAAAUAUAAUAGCUUCUAAAUGGUUAAACAUAUUCAUGGAAAACUAUUUGUAUGACAUUAUGCACCUUCUCUAGAAUAUACUACACUUUAUUUUGACAAGUUUAAUUCUUGUCAAAUUUGUAUGUAAUUUUAUUUGAAACCAAAUUCAGCUAAUGAACCAUUAAACGUAUUCACGCAAAACACGCAGGUACAAUAUUAUGCACCUUCUGAAGAAUAUACAAUACUCUUUACUUUGGCAAGAACUGUAACCGAAUGAUUAUGAAAUUUUACUAGGAAAAAAAAAUUCAAUAUCUUCAAAACAGUUAAAUGUAUUUAACAGCAGUAAAGUUGUUUUUAUAUUGGACAUUCACUGCACAUUCUAGAUUCUCUCUUGUAUUCCUCAAGAAGUAAACACACAAAAUGUGUAUUUUUUAGUUUGGAGUGGACAGACAACCAAGUAUAGUAGAAUAUAUAUUUUUAAUUCUCUCUUGUUAAAGCCUGCUGAUGGUAAUUUUUCAGAAAUGCAGAUCACCAGCGCUUUAUCCACCUUUUUCCUACGCCCCAUGACGCUUUGUGCGAAUUAUGGGAGUAACUUCCGUUAAGACCUUUUUUGGGAAGCACUGCCAUAUGGCUCUCAGUAUAAUAGGCCUAGACUUGAGGACACUAAACACAUGGUUGGAGUCAUGGAAUGGCAAAAGGUCAUAGCUUCCUUUGGUGAAAACUAGCCUAGUAUGUUUCUGAAUCUAAAUCUCAUGACAUCAUGUAUCUAAUUUAAUCCAACUGCUGAAAUGUCCAAAUACCAGUGCAGUGAUAUGGUUAUAAUAGAACAGUGGCAUGCAGAGUCUUUCAUAGGGGCAGGUGUGAAAAAUGGAAAAAAGGGCACACGCACGCAUGCACCAGGGUGACAUUUCAAAUAUAUGGGGUACAGCCCCCAAAGAGAAUAUGAAAUAUGCAGACACAGACCGCUCACCGAUUUCUUUUUUUUUUUUUUUUUUUAAACAAUUAAUUUUUUAAUUAAUAUCACAUGCCAGUGGAACAGAAAGUGGAAUAUGGCUUUGUGAAUAAAGUUGUAAAGUAAACACUGUCUUGAUAUUCAUGAUACACGUUUAUUUUAAGUGUAACUUCAAAAUCAAGUUCCUCUCACAAAGUGCAUGCCAAUGUCCUACACACACACACACACACACACACACACACACACACACACUAGGGCACUCCUGAUAAAACACUCUUGCUUAAAAGACAUUUAAAAGGGCACCAUCUGUUCCACCUAUACCUACUACAAACGCAUGCAUAUACGCUCUUCAGUAACUUAAGUUGCAAAAAUGACGUGUGAAAAUGUCCCAGUCUGAGGGGCUCAUGUGUGCUUCAUCAUCCUUGGUAUGUGUCUUGUGGCAAAAACAAAGUGGACCGAUUAUUUUCCUGCCACUUUAAUUUUCACUUGCACUUUUUUGGAAAUUAAUCUGAAUGAGGCACUUUGAGCACGCCACUGCAAUAAAAUAAUACAAAGUGUACAUUUUCACAGUGGUAAUCAGUGCAGAUAAAGGCUGUACAGUAUGUUCUAAUCACUUAAAGAUUCAAUUAUCAUAUGGUCUUGGAUAACUAGGCCAGCUGCACUGAACAUCUACUUCUCUGACAACUUUCCAAAUGAUUUCUUGAUGAGUUGAACUUGAAUUAAAUUGCACUUUUUUUUUUAAUCCUGUUUAGCGAGAGACUUGUGUGAAAAUCGGAUUGCAAUUAAAAGAAAAAAGAAUAACAUAUAAUCCUGGGUCAAGAGUUGAAUUUCCCAGCAGUUGAGACACAACUAAUUGUACUUCAAAGACCAUUGUUUGUAAAUAUGCUUUGUUACAGUCUGAGUGAGAAUAUAAGUUAAACAGUUCAGUCUCUUUACUGUAAUUGCCAGUCAGAAGACACAAAAGCAGUCAACAGACUUGAAAAUGGAAGCAAAGAUAGUGCCAAGAAACUGAGAGUGAAAAAUUUUAGGCACCAUAGACACAACACCAAGGAACACAGUAUUCAGUGGCAGUGUUGGAGAGAAAACUGCCAAGCAAAACUGGUCACAAACUGCUUUGAUGUAAAGGAGGACCAUCCCAAUAUUCAAAUUCUUGAGGUCUGUGAACAUAUGCACCCACCUGAUAUGCAAAUGGUGAACAAGGCUGAAUUUCACCAAGCAGUUACUGAAGAGGUGAGGAGGGAACCCACAGUACCCAUACGACGAAUUUUCAAUGCUGAGCAUGUACAACUGUGCCAUCAGAACCAGGGUGGAGGUGACAGACCACCUGUGCCAAGCUUUCUGUCAGUUAGAUCUGUUAUGCACAGAGGCAGAGCUGCGGUAAUGCCUCCCAUCCCAGCUACAAUUGAUGAUGUAAGGAUUGCAGGCCAGUGGGCUGAGACAUGGGGCCAAGACCACUUCCUCUUGCAUCAAGACAAUGAGUGGGGCAUAGCAGCAUUUGCCACAGAGGAUAUCAUAAGACAGCUGCAACGCUGUAGAACACUGUACAUGGAUGCAACAUUCAAGUCAUGCACAUGCCCCUACAGCCAAGUGUUCACAAUACUGGGGGACAUUCAUGGCUAUGUUGGCCCCCUUGUACAUGCCCCAAUGGAGCACCGUACAAUUGAACAGUACCAGCAAGUGUUCCAGUCUGUCCAAACAGGGAGACCCCCCCACCACCACUGGCAUGAUCAUAAAGUCAUCUGUGAUUUUGAAAAUGCACUGUGAUUGUGAUUUUGUAAAUGAGUUGCCACAAACCAGAAUUGGAGGAUGCUACUUUUAUUUUAAUCAAGCCUUGUGGAAGAGGGUGCAGCAAAUUGGAUUGGCUGUUCCAUUCUGGAAUAACCAUCAACUGGCAGCAGUCAUCCACCAGGUGAUGGCCUUAGGAUGAUGCUGUCCAAGUGGGCCAUCCCUCACUUUGGAUGUUUAUACGCCAUGUGAAAGAUCAGCAAACACUUGCAGAGGAAAAGCUGAUGAUGGCAGACAGAGGUGACACUCUUCCACCAAGGAGACAGAAGUGGAGGGAAUUGGAGGCCCAACUAGCCAGAUUAAAAAUACAGUAAAUUUCAAGUAUGGAUGAAGGAUGGAUUUUAAACUAACGUAUGCUGUUAUUCAUUUAAAUGUGUAUUUGUUUAAAGUUAAAAGGUAAUAAAGUUAAUAGGACCCUGGGAAAAUGAGUCCUGGCUACAUAAAACCUUUUGAAAAGUUUCCUUAAUGUGAACAAAACAUUGAACUGGGGAACACAGGACCUCGUGUUCAUUAUGUGCCAUAUAAAUGUGGGGAACGUAGGACCCUGGGAACAUAGGAAAGUCUUUUCCAAAUUGAGAACUAUAUACAGUCACAAGAAUUGUUCUUUACACAGAAUCUGAGCCAGUGUCACUGACCAUAAUUAUGUCAGCAUCACUUGGCCAUUGAGUGGAGUUUGGCUUCCUCCUCCUCCUCUUAUUUGCAGAAAGCCAGCGUUUGACACAUAGUUCAGGAUCAAACUGUUCAUGUGAUGGGCCCUCUAUGCUGAUCCUGAUUAAGUCUUCCAAGGUUGACACAUGGAGUGAAUUGCGUACUUUUGAUUUUAUUCUGUUUUGAGCCAAGUUCACACUGAGCAACCGAUAACUGAACUAGAUAAAAAACAUUCUGGAAAUCUGAGCAGUAGGGCUCUUUUGUCAGUAGGACUUCCCACAUACUGCAAUAGGAUUUAUCUGAAAACUGUCCUUUUACAUUAGUUUUCAGCAAUCUCCAUUCUGCCUGUAGAGCACUGAUGUCACAUCCAGUUUUCAGCAAGAUGCCUUGAUAUCAUUUUAGCAGCUUGUCAAUUUCAUCUUCUGCAGAAGUGUGAAUGUCUUCUUAAGCAUGGGCACUUUGAGCAUGGUCAUCGCUUUAAAUGUAUUCAUCCUGGCUGCCCUGGUGUUUUCAAAAUUGGAAUUCACUUUUGGCACAUUUGUCUAGGAAUCACACUAAUACCUCUAGGCAACCUGAGACUGGUUUCAUUUUCUUGUGAUUUAUGUUCUUUCUGUGAACUUGGGGCAGAACGGGACUACUUUCUAGACAUAGGUCAUCAUCUCAGAAAUAACGAGACCUGUAUGUUCAAAGGCUGUGACUGUUCAAAGGCUGUUUCAAGUCUCACAAAAGUCACAAACAUAAGCUACAUUCCUUGGAGGAUUUUAAAGAUGGUGUAGUUCAAGGCAGUGUAAAUGAUUCCAUUGAACAUGGAAGUGCAGUUGGACCUGAGCCAGGUAAUCCAACGGACUCUUCUGACGCUACAUAUGUGAAUGCAGAUAUUCCAGAUGAUCAGGCACAUGUAGUAGAGCAAAAAUUAGCUGCAGUGUUACUAAAACUGGAAAAUAUUUGUCACGUUCCAAGUGCUGCAGUUAGUGAAUUGCUGGAAAAGCUCCAUUAUUUGUUGUGCACUGCUUCCCUUUGUAAUACAAAAACUGUGAUACACAAGAUACUGAAUAGACAUAAUUUGCAUAUUGACCAGUCAGUCACUGAAGAACUUGCAUCUGCUGUCUGUAUCAACAAUCCAGUGUCUAAUGCAAUUGGUAAAGGUAGUCCACUUCGCACAUCAUUUAAAC